Molecule: messenger RNA, 1679 nt
Organism: Chenopodium quinoa (quinoa)
Lineage: Eukaryota; Viridiplantae; Streptophyta; Magnoliopsida; Caryophyllales; Amaranthaceae
Product: pectin acetylesterase 5-like
Exons: 12
Coding region: 165-1430 (421 amino acids)
Molecular function (GO): hydrolase activity
Source: RefSeq, a predicted model, not a curated record
UAUGUCCUGUAAAGAGUGUAAACUCUUUACCAAACCCCCACAAAAAGUCAAAGUACAAUUAGAAGUUGAGCGUCCCUGAUAAUUUUUUUCCUUACUCCACUGACCAAAUUUCGGAAUGAACAUGUUUGUCAUUCCUAGAUGCAAGCUCUAAAAUUCACCAAAUAAUGGCCAUCUCAAGAAUAUCAACACUUGCAUGGUGUAGAAAAUUAAGCAAAAAGGACAUAAUCACUGCAAUUGUUGGUUUAUCACUCAUAUUUUUCUCUUUCUCAUUCAUUUUCAAUUCCCCUAAAAAAACUGCACUCAUCACUCUUAACUCUGAUUAUGUCCCAUUAACUCUCCUUCGCAAUGCCAAGCAAAGAGGAGCCUUUUGCUUGGAUGGGAGUUUGCCCGGAUAUCAUUUCCAGAAUGGGUUUGGAUCCGGAUCUGACAAAUGGGUUCUUCACAUUGAGGGUGGAGGUUGGUGUGAUUCAAUUGAAACAUGUUUACUAAGGAAAGCGACAUCAUUGGGUUCCUCAGAAUACAUGGAUCGACAAGUUCAAUUUUCUGGAAUUUUGAGCAAUGAUCCAGCACAGAAUCCUGAUUUUUUCAACUGGAACAAAGUCAAGAUACGUUAUUGUGAUGGUUCAUCUUUUACAGGGCACCCGAAUAAUGAACUUCAUAAUGGAACAUCUCUUUUCUUUAGAGGUCAGCUCAUAUGGGAAGCAGUAAUGGAUGAACUUCUAGCUAAGGGAAUGUCUAAUGCUAUACAGGCUCUUCUUUCAGGAUGCUCUGCCGGUGGGCUUGCUACUAUGAUACAUUGUGAUGACUUUCGUGCUAAGUUGCCGAAGAUUGCUAUUGUGAAGUGUCUUGCUGAUGCAAGUUUUUUCCUUGACGAGAAGGAUAUCAAUGGAAGGCGCACUAUGCAGUUAUUCUAUAAGAAUGUGGUUAAUCUUCAUGGUGCAGCCAAAUCAUUGUCAACUGAUUGUGUUGCCAAAAUGGAGCCAUCCUUGUGUUUUUUUCCUCAACAUAUUGUUGGAAGCAUAAAUACCCCAUUAUUUCUCGUCAAUCCAGCAUAUGAUUUUUGGCAGAUACAACAUGUCUUGAUACCAGUUGCAUCAGAUCUCCCCGAGGAAUGGCAAAGAUGCAGACUGAAUAUUCAAAAUUGUAAUUCCCAUCAACUGGACAUAUUACAAGGUUUCCGAAGCUCCUUGCUAAAUGCACUUAGUGAAUUUAAGAAGACGACGGAAUGGGGAAUGUUCAUCAAUUCUUGCUUCAUUCACUGUCAAACUUGGAUAAAAACAUGGCAUGGGCCCAAUUCUCCAAAAGUUACCAAUAAGACAAUUGCAGAGACUGUAGGUGAUUGGUAUUUCAACAAGGAACUGGCAAAGCGAGUUGAUUGCCCAUUUCCAUGUAAUCCGUCUUGUUUCAACAUGGACUUCACACAGGCUUGAUAUAGUAGAAUUCAUGACUUCCGGCUGUGGAUUGGCGGGUGGGUGAAUCGACAUAACAUCGAUAACUUAGAUUAAAAACUCCAUUGUGCCACCUCUUUUAUUGAAGCUUCAGUUGUAACAUAGAUUUUUUUUAUGAGCUCUUUGUUAUUAGAAAGAAGAAAUACCAAUUGAUUAUUAUUUUCUUACAAUUAAAUAGCUCAUUAUAUGUUGAUUUUGUAAUAUUGAACAAUAAAUUGAAUAUAGAAGAAA